Molecule: messenger RNA, 1541 nt
Organism: Anopheles funestus (African malaria mosquito)
Lineage: Eukaryota; Metazoa; Arthropoda; Insecta; Diptera; Culicidae
Product: purine nucleoside phosphorylase-like
Exons: 3
Coding region: 482-1468 (328 amino acids)
Biological process (GO): nucleoside metabolic process
Cellular component (GO): cytoplasm
Molecular function (GO): purine-nucleoside phosphorylase activity
Source: RefSeq, a predicted model, not a curated record
UUUCAAACAAUAUUUUUAAAUAGUGAAAUAUUUCAUCGAAAAAAAAAACAUUACAUAUAAUCUGCUCGCGGACAAAUUCUCGGAAAAAUGGCAUCGUGGAUCACAUAACACUGGAGGCUGUGUUUGUUCUGAAGCCAUAACAUUCCACGCUUCGCAUUCGAAAUCAUCUCACCGGUCGUAUCAUCUCGUAUCACAAACACCAAUACAAAGUUCGCUGGACCAGUCCCAACGGCCACUAUUCCACCAUCCAUUAUUCAGUCACUUGCAUUCGAUCGGGCACCGCGCACGUUCAGACGAUCAUACACUACGUGUUUCGAACGUACUGUCGACAAAGUGUACAAGUGUACCAACGUGAAGUUUACCUUUGCUUUUAAUUCCAAUUUUGUGUACAGUGAAGAUCUGUAACUUCAGAGCAAUAUAGUGCUUCACAAAGAAAACGAAAGAAAGUGUACAUUUGGUUAAAAAUCUAGUCCGUACUAAAAUGAAUCGUACGAGUGUUAGCGAAAAUGGCAACGGACAACAGCUGGCUGCUAGAACCAAACCACCAGGCAAGCGGACCAACGGAUUGCACAACCCUGUGCAGGACCAUGCUGGCAGCUAUGGUAGCUACGAGAUGGUGCAGGAAAUCGCCACUUAUCUGCUGGACCGCACGCGUAUCCGUCCCCAGUGUGGCAUCAUAUGCGGCUCGGGGCUGGGAUGUCUGGCCGAUCAGUUGACCGACGUGGAUAGCUUCGACUAUGAGACGAUCCCACACUUCCCUAUCUCGACCGUACCUGGGCACGUGGGGCGGCUUGUGUUUGGCUUUCUGGCCGGUGUACCCGUCCUUUGUAUGCAGGGCCGCUUCCAUUACUACGAGGGAUAUUCAUUGGCAAAGUGUUCAAUGCCCGUGCGAGUAAUGCGACUAGUCGGCUGUACACAUCUGAUCGCCACCAAUGCAGCCGGUGCCAUCAACAACAACUUUCACGUUGGAGACAUUAUGCUUAUCAAGGAUCAUGUCAAUCUGAUGGGUUUUGCCGGAAACUGCCCACUGCUCGGUCCGAACGAUGAUCGGUUCGGGCCACGGUUUCUCGGUAUGGCAAAAGCGUACGAUCCGACCAUACUACAGGUAGCUAAAGAUGCAGCCAAAUACGUGCCCGGUCUACAGAAUAUCCUGCGCGAAGGUGUCUACUGUUGUGUCGGUGGACCCAACUUUGAAACGGUGGCCGAAGGCCGACUCCUAGCAUUAUUGGGCGUUGAUGCAAUUGGUAUGUCGACCGUGCACGAGAUCAUUACGGCACGGCACUGCGGUAUGACGUGCUUCGCCUUCAGCCUCAUCACCAACAUGUGUACGAUGAGCUACGAAGAGGAGGAAGAACACUGUCACGAAACGUUUGUGGACGUUGGCCGGCAACUGGAGGGUCGCAUCUGUGAACUGGUAACAAGAGUCGUCGGUACCAUCCGGGAUUCUAAUGGAACUCGAAAGGAAUAAGAUCAACACGACAAACUCAAUGAGCGCACAAUCACACAAUCACAAUAAAAACUUCCAUUUGUUUCCCAUUUAA